Didymodactylos carnosus is the source of this 1449-nucleotide messenger RNA. Lineage: Eukaryota; Metazoa; Rotifera; Eurotatoria; Philodinida; Philodinidae. The record is from the annotation of a GenBank genome assembly.
AUGUCGAGUCCAUCGUUAAACAAUUUAAUAUUGUUUGGCUGCAUGUUAGCAUACAUUAGUAUUAUUUUUAAUGGGUUAAAUUCAUCACUAUUGCCCAAACAAAUACAGCAACGGCUAAUGAAUAUUAUAUGCCCGGCACGUGCGUGGCUAUUGUGCAUAAGUUUUACAAUAGGAUUUGGUUCGAUGUUUAGCAAAACAUGGCGAGUUCAUUCAAUAUUUACAAAUAUCAGUAUUACAAAAAGAGGAAUACACGAUUUUCGUUUGUUAAGUAUGGUUGCAUUAUUGUUAACUGUUGAUAUUCUGUUACUUACCGCUUGGCAAAUACUUGAUCCAUUACAUCGUGAACUCAUUUAUGAGACAUCUUCUAGAGUACAGUUUAAACAAGAUAUUGAAAUUGUACCCUAUCGAGAAGAAUGUAAAAGUAAUAAUUUACCGCUAUGGUUCGUACUUGUGGUACUCCAUAAAGGUUUAUUAAUGAUUUAUGGUUCGUUUCUUGCAUGGAAAACACGUCAUGUUUCUAUACCAGCCCUAAAUGAUUCGAAAUAUAUUGGAAUUAGUGUAUAUAUAUUUUUAAUUUCGUGCAUUCUCGGCGCUCUUGUCGGUUUUGUUCCUCCUGAACAAGUUGAACUUUCAUAUAGUUUAACCUCAUUAUUUAUUAUUGUUUGCACCACAUCUACUCAAUGUUUAGUUUUCGUUCCCAAGAUUAUUGAAGUAUAUAGAGAUCCGAAUUCACACGCAAAACAGCCAAGAGCAACCAUUAGAUCACAAUUAAGUAGAAAAUCACAAUGUCAAAAUGAUACGAGAAUAACCCCUCAAUAUUUAAAUUCAUUAGCAAAUGAAAACAAACAAUAUAAAAUCAUCUUGUCAAUGCAAAACAAAACAUUCGAACAAUUACUCACAAAAUUUAAUGAUACGGGUGAACAUUUAAAUUACAAGAGAAAUCUUGGUACUUCAAAAUAUAGUGGCACUACCGAAAUUGAACCAUAUGAACUGGAUGCUUUACUGACAAUGAACACUGAGAACGAAAAUGAUGAUGAUCGAUUUCAUCUAUCAGAAGAUGAGCAGAACAUUUUAUCAUCAACGGCGAAUAUACGUCGAAAAGUUUCACUUGCACUUUCUCUGUGUGUUUUAAGUAAAAUCGAUAUCGAACAAAUAAAUGACCAUCACAUAGGCACAGGCCAUGGAGUGCAAUCUCAACAACAACUAGCAAAAAAUUAUGAGAGCUGUGUAAACCCUACACAAUCUAACAACAAUAAUUUUGUUCGCGAGAUAUCAGAUGUAUCUGAUGUAAUCACAUACCAACCAAUAAAUAAUUCUAUUAUCAUUGAAACAAACAACGAAGAUGAAUCGACAAGUCUAUUAUAUUAUUCACCUGAACAUCAAUUGGAUGAAUCACUUAAUACGGAUAUUAUGUCAACUCGGCCAAGUUUAAGUAGUGAUACACACUGA